AUGGGCGAUAUCAUCCCUCAAUCUAUCCCUCGUACCUCUCGUGCGUGGGCAGUCCCAGGCUCUACCAACAUCAUCCCAGCCAAAUUCCCCUCUGCCUCGCCAAAGCCCACAAGUUCCGACCCGCAAGAAAUUGCCACCAGCGUAGUCAACGCGUUCAACAAGGCCCUGCAGAGCAAAGACUACCCCGCUUUAUCUCAACUCUUCACAGACGACGGCUUCUGGCGCGACCACCUUGCGCUCACUUGGUCUUUCCGAACAGUCCAAGGCCCAAACAAUAUUUUGUCAUUUCUAAAGGCCUCUUCCGAAUCAAAGAAUGGCUUUCGCUUGGCCAACAUCGGUCUCGAUACGACCUCUGCAUUGAGAAAGCCUCAAGCCAUCCCUAUCGACGGCAAGGGUGAGGUGCAAGGCAUUCAAUUCUUUUUCACGAUCGACACCGUUCUGGGUACAGGAUUGGGUAUUGCGCGAUUGGCAGAGGUCAAUGGACAGUGGAAGAUUUUUACAUUUUACACCCGCAUCAACGACCUCAAAGGCCAUGAAGAAACUGUCAACGACCAUCGACCUCGCGGCGUUGAGCAUGGUGGUAUGCCUGGUCGAAAGAACUGGGCUCAGCGAAGGGCCGAGACGGCUGAAUUCAAGAAAGACGACCCAGCUGUUCUGAUCAUUGGUGCUGGCCAGGCUGGUCUCACAGCUGCUGCCCGACUCAAGAUGCUGGGCGUCGAAGCCUUGGCAAUCGACCAGAAUGACCGUGUAGGCGACAACUGGCGAAAGCGAUAUCACCAGCUCGUCCUUCACGACCCGGUCUGGUAUGACCACAUGCCCUACCUCCAAUUCCCGCCUCAAUGGCCCAUCUUCACGCCAAAGGACAAACUGGCUCAGUUCUUUGAGGCAUACGCUACCCUUCUUGAACUCAACAUCUGGAUGAAGACAUCUCUUAUCGACACUAAGUGGGACGAGGCUACCAAGACCUGGACUGUCACUGUUGAGAGGAAGAACGAUGAUGGCACGCUUGAGAAGCGAACAUUCCACCCUCGUCACAUCAUCCAGGCUACUGGUCACUCUGGAAAGAAGAACAUGCCCGAUAUGAAGGGCAUUUCCGACUUCAAGGGUGAUCGUCUUUGCCACUCAUCUGAGUUCUCUGGUGCGAAGGAGAACAGUCAGGGUAAGAAGGCCAUCGUUGUAGGCUCUUGCAACUCAGGACACGAUAUUGCCCAGGACUUCCUUGAGAAGGGCUACCAUGUAACAAUGGUCCAGCGAUCCACCACCCACGUCGUUUCCUCAAAGGCAAUCACCGAUAUCGGUCUCAAGGGCGUCUACUGCGAAGACGGUCCUCCCGUCGACGAUGCCGAUCUCCUCAUUCACGGACUCCCCAUCCCCGUCUUCAAAGCCCUCUCUGUUGAAACCACCAAGAAGCAAGCCGAAUGUGACAAGGAUAUUCUUGACGGCCUCGACCGCGCCGGAUUCAAGGUGGACGCCGGCCCAGACGGUGCGGGACUCUUGAUGAAGUACUUCCAGCGCGGAGGAGGCUACUACAUCGAUGUCGGCGCAUCGCAACUCAUCGCUGAUGGCAAGAUCAAGGUGAAGCACGGACAGGAGAUUGAGACUGUGCUUCCUCACGGUCUUCGAUUCGCCGAUGGCACGGAGUUGGAGGCUGACGAGAUUGUAUUCGCAACAGGAUACCAGAACAUGCGAACACAGUCGAGGACCAUGUUUGGUGACGCUGUUGCCGACAAGGUGAAUGAUGUCUGGGGUUUCAACGAGGAAGGUGAGAUGAGAACUAUCUGGCAGAAGAGUGGACUUCCAGGCUUCUGGUUCCACGGUGGAAACUUGGCCAUGUGUCGGUAUUUCUCUAAGCUAUUGGCUUUGCAGAUUAAGGGUUUGGAGGAAGGAUUGUAUACUUAUGAUGAUAUCUGA
Fusarium pseudograminearum CS3096 is the source of this 1911-nucleotide messenger RNA. RefSeq lists its product as uncharacterized. The transcript is spliced from 2 exons. The record is from RefSeq and is a predicted model, not a curated record. NCBI's taxonomy places the organism in Eukaryota, Fungi, Ascomycota, Sordariomycetes, Hypocreales, Nectriaceae. Bases 1 to 1911 code for a protein of 636 amino acids. Gene Ontology annotation, molecular function: monooxygenase activity; flavin adenine dinucleotide binding.